Molecule: messenger RNA, 707 nt
Organism: Triticum aestivum (bread wheat)
Lineage: Eukaryota; Viridiplantae; Streptophyta; Magnoliopsida; Poales; Poaceae
Product: protein DMP8
Exons: 1
Coding region: 39-707 (222 amino acids)
Biological process (GO): endomembrane system organization
Source: RefSeq, a predicted model, not a curated record
ACCCAACAAUCUCAAACCCGCUUGCACACGCACCGGCAAUGGCUGAGCAAGAAGGAGAAGAAUACAAGGUGCUCAUCGAUCAGACCAGCAAAGACGCCGGUGAACCGCACCAAGACGCCGACGAUGACGACGCUGACGACACCUCGAGCUUCAUCCUGGUCAUGAACCUCGUCCUGAGCGGCACGGCCCGGCUCAACGUGCUCCUCCCGACGGCCACCAUCCUGACCUUCGCCAUCUUCGCGCCGCUGGUCACCGACGACGGCAAGUGCGCGCGCGUCAACCGCGUGCUCACCGGCGCGUUCGUGCUGCUCUGCGCCGCCUCCUGCGUCUUCUUCACGCUCACCGACAGCUUCCGCUCCGCCACGGGCCGGCUCCGCUACGGCGUGGCCACCCCGACGGGUAUCGCGACGUUCUGCGCCGGCGGGGGGAGCCGGAGGAAGGCGCCGAGGGAGCCGGAGAGGUACAGGCUGCGGUGGUCGGACCUGUUCCACACCGCGCUCUCCCUGGUGGCCUUCGUGACCUUCGCCGCCUCCCACCACGACAUCGUCCGGUGCUACUACCCCGGCGCGCCCAGGAAGGUGGUGAACACCGUGCCCCUCGUCGUCGGCUUCGUCGUCAGCCUCCUGUUCGUCAUGUUCCCUUCCAAGAGGAGGGGGAUCGGCUACCCCUUCCUGCUCAGGACCGACCUCGUGUACCUGCGUCGCUGA